AUGAGUGAGUUGUGUCCGGUCUAUGCUCCAUUUUUUGGCGCUAUUGGUUGUGCUGCGGCGAUAGUGUUCACGUCUUUCGGUGCUGCGUAUGGUACUGCUAAAUCCGGUGUGAGCAUUUGCGCGACAUGUGUUCUAAGGCCAGAUUUGCUAUUCAAAAACAUCGUGCCAGUGAUUAUGGCGGGUAUCAUUGCAAUCUACGGGUUGGUGGUGUCUGUUUUGGUGUGUUACUCUUUGGGUCAGAAACAAGCAUUGUACACUGGUUUCAUACAGCUUGGUGCCGGGUUGUCCGUCGGGCUCAGUGGGCUUGCUGCGGGGUUUGCUAUCGGAAUUGUGGGUGAUGCGGGUGUGCGUGGAAAUGCGCAGCAGCCUCGUCUAUUUGUGGGUAUGAUUUUGAUUUUGAUUUUUGCUGAAGUCUUGGGUUUGUACGGCUUGAUCGUGGCUUUGUUGUUGAACUCCAGAGCGACUCAAGAUGUCACCUGUUAG
Molecule: messenger RNA, 483 nt
Organism: Eremothecium gossypii ATCC 10895
Lineage: Eukaryota; Fungi; Ascomycota; Saccharomycetes; Saccharomycetales; Saccharomycetaceae
Gene: VMA3
Product: H(+)-transporting V0 sector ATPase subunit c
Exons: 1
Coding region: 1-483 (160 amino acids)
Biological process (GO): proton transmembrane transport
Cellular component (GO): proton-transporting V-type ATPase, V0 domain
Molecular function (GO): proton-transporting ATPase activity, rotational mechanism
Source: RefSeq, marked provisional